UGGCAAGUGCUGGCACCAUCCCUGCCGCCCUGGAGGACCAGAGCUGCCUGCAUGGAGCUGCAGGCACUGCUCCGGAGCAUGGGCAGCCAGGGGAAAUCAUCAGCCAGAGCAGAGCAGGGCCCCCGGCUCAUUCAGCUGCCCCAUUUCCAGUUCAAGGAGAUCAUGAAGAGGCGCAAGCGCCAGGAUAGGCUGGGCCCAGGCACGUACAACAUCAAGGACUUCCUUCAGGAGAUGCAUCCCACCAGCAUCCGGGGGAUCUGCGACACGAGGGAUGAGCGGUUCAGAGAUGCUCACGGGGACUGCUUCCCUGGCCCUGGCACGUAUGGGAACCCCUAUAUCCUGCUUGAUGAGAGGGACAAGCGCUCUGCCAGCACAAGAGGGAUGAUGGAGAGCAGGACGGCCAAGUGUGCACCGACGGAGGCUGCGGGCAGUGGCCUGGGACCUGGCACCUACAGCCUGCGGAGCAGCAUCGGCCAGACGGUCUCAGGAGGGAGGCUGAAGCCCACCGGUGGUGGCUGUCAAGCCUUGGAGAAGCAGAAGAAAGGCUCUGAGGCGGUCGCUGUCCCUGUCAAGAGUUUCCUGGAUGAGCUGAUGUCAAAUGAGAACAAGAAGAAAGGCUGCUUCAGCACCCUGCCGAGGGACCCAGGCUGCCCCACGGAGAGGAUCUUCUGGUUCACACUCAGCCAGUGCCCGAGGAAGAAUGUGAUGGGCCCAGGCUCCUACAACCCGAAGCCCAUUGGGAAAUCAGCAUGCAACAGCCAAACCCCAUCCUGGUCAACUGCCAAGAGAUUUGACAGAAAUUUCUACCGCCUCUUUACUGGGAAUGAGAACCCUGUAGGCGCUGGUCGCUACAACAUCUCCAAGCAUGAAAAAUACCCUCAGAAGACAAGAUACCAGUCCCUGUACCAGUGUGAUGCCCAGCGGUACCUGAGCAACCUGAAGCGGGAUGCCUACUUGCUCAAGCGGCUCAAGCCUGUUGCUAAAAUCAACUGGUGUGAUUUGAUAUCUGCUCCACGUUGUCCAGAUACCUCUGAAGAAAUCACUUUUCCCAAAGCAAGAUGGUGCUGGAAAGCCCAGGUCAGUGGGUAAACAGCAGACAUGGCAACGGAGGAGACAGGGUAGAUGAAAAUGCUUACAGCAUGUUGGCAUGCAAG
Molecule: messenger RNA, 1154 nt
Organism: Pezoporus flaviventris
Lineage: Eukaryota; Metazoa; Chordata; Aves; Psittaciformes; Psittacidae
Gene: CIMAP2
Product: ciliary microtubule associated protein 2
Source: RefSeq, a predicted model, not a curated record